Messenger RNA from Solanum pennellii, 1628 nucleotides. Its product is annotated as probable glycosyltransferase At5g03795. Lineage: Eukaryota; Viridiplantae; Streptophyta; Magnoliopsida; Solanales; Solanaceae. The record is from RefSeq and is a predicted model, not a curated record. Bases 65 to 1456 code for a protein of 463 amino acids. The transcript is spliced from 4 exons. Gene Ontology annotation, molecular function: glycosyltransferase activity.
ACAACUUUCUUCCACAAAGGAACAAGAAAAGUAAAGGGGAAAAAUUAAGACAAACAAAAAAAAAAUGAAUUCAAAUUCUUUAAAGGUUUUAUGGUUUAUUUUGCCAUUAUUUUUGGUUGCUGCUUUUGUUGUUACCAAUAAUCCACAAGGUUCAAAAUUUUGGCUAUCAAUUUCUCAUCAUCAUUAUUUAGAGACUCUUAAUCAUGGUUCUUCAACAAAGGAAACUAAUGAGAAGGAUGAGGUCCCUAUUAUUAAUGUGAAUAAGAACACAACAACACCAAAAAGAUUUAGCAAAAUAGAUAAAUUGGAAGCAGGACUUGCAAGAUCUAGAGCUGCAAUAUUAUUAUCAAGACAAAACAAAAGCAAUCAUAUAGAAGAAGAAGAAUAUAUCCCACAUGGUCCUAUGUACUUGAAUGCUACUUCCUUCCACAGGAGCUAUUUGGAAAUGGAGAAAAAAUUCAAGGUAUAUGUGUACAAAGAAGGGGAUCCCCCAUUAUAUCAUUUUGGUCCAUGCAAACAUACAUAUGCUAUUGAAGGUUAUUUUAUUCAAGCAAUGGAAGUAAGCAAAUUCAGAACAGAAAAUCCAAACAAAGCUCAUGUAUACUUCUUGCCAUUAAGUAUUACAAUGUUAAUUGAAUUCAUAUAUGUGGCUGAAUCACAUGAAUGGGGUCUCAUGAAGAAUACAACAAUGGAUUAUAUUAAUAUCAUUUCUCAAAAGUAUCCUUAUUGGAAUACAAGUCUUGGUGCUGAUCAUUUCAUGCUUGCUUGUCAUGAUUGGGGCCCUGAAAUUUCCUUUGCUAUACCACAUUUAUACAAAAACUCAAUUAGAGCUUUAUGCAAUGCCAAUACCUCAGAAAAAUUCAAUCCAACAAAAGAUGUUUCAAUCCCAGAAAUCCAUCUCCCUCUAGGCACAACCAAAGGCCUACUAGGCGGUCCACCGCCCUCCGAUCGCCGCGUUCUCGUGUUCUUUGCCGGAGGUGUUCAUGGUCCAAUUAGGCCAAUUUUGUUACAACAUUGGGAAAAUAGUAAAGAUGAAGAUGUUCAGAUUCACAAGUACUUACCAAAAGGUGUUUCCUAUUAUGACAUGAUAAGAAAGAGUAAAUAUUGUAUAUGUCCAAGUGGAUAUGAAGUUGCAAGUCCAAGAAUGGUUGAGGGACUUUACAUGGGAUGUGUACCUGUCUUAAUUAAGGAUAAUUAUGUGACACCUUUUAGUGAUGUACUUGAUUGGGACACAUUUGUUGUUACAAUUCAUGUUAAGGAUAUUCCUAAUCUUAAGAAAAUUCUUAUGGAUAUUCCUCAACAUAAGUAUUUGGAGAUGCAAAAGAGGGGAAUUCAAAUGAGGAGGCAUUUUGAGAUUAAUUCACCUCCUAAAAGAUAUGAUGUGUUUCAUAUGAUUCUUCAUUCGAUUUGGCUUCGAAGACUUAAUUUUCGAGUUCACGAUGUUGAAGAUUCUUGAAUUUUAAAAAAUUAUUUGUGAGAGAGGAAAUUAUUGAUUUUAAAGUACAAAUGUAAUUCUUUUUUGGAGUGUUGUGUUUUUACGAUUCUUGAUUUUGCUAUAUUGUUAUACUUCAUACUUGUGCACCAUUAUGAACUAAAUAAGAACUACUAUGCUUUUAUAUUUGAUUGGA